AUGUCUGAUUUUAAGGACUGGUUCAAUAGUAUUCCCUUUUUUACGCGUUAUUGGCUUGCAUGCACUGUAGUUUUGAGCAUAUUAGGAAAAUUUGGAAUCCUAAAUUACUAUUUCCUAGUUCUGGAUUUCAAUGCAGUGCUUUAUAGGUUUCAGCUGUGGCGGCUAAUCACAGCUCUCUUCUACUAUCCGACAGGAUUUAAUUUCCUGAUGAAUUGUUAUUUCCUCUACUCAUACUCAAAGAGAUUAGAAAUGGGGAUGUUUGAAGGCAAACCUGCUGAUUAUUUCUACAUGCUGCUAUUUAACUGGGCAACAUGUGUGGUUAUAGCAUUAAUGAUUGAUUUACCGAUUUUAAUGGAUCCUAUGGUUCUGUCCGUGCUGUAUGUUUGGUGUCAACUCAACAAAGAUAUGAUUGUAUCAUUCUGGUUUGGCAGCCAAUUCAAGGCUAUGUACUUGCCAUGGGUCUUGCUAGCAUUUAAUAUUGUGAUGCGUGGAGGUGGGGUAACAGAAUUAAUUGGUAUCCUCGUUGGACACUUGGCAUUCUUCCUACUCUUCAAAUACCCUCAAGAAUUUGGUGGUCCUGCAUUAUUGACACCACCUAUGUUUUUGAAACAAAUGUUCCCCGAUACCCGCUAUGUAGGUGGAUUUGGUUCAGCUCCUCAAUCAAGAGCACCAACGAGACCGGCAACGGGUGGAUUUGGUGGACACAAUUGGGGCAGAGGGCAGACAUUGGGAGGGAACUGA
Leptosia nina is the source of this 741-nucleotide messenger RNA. Lineage: Eukaryota; Metazoa; Arthropoda; Insecta; Lepidoptera; Pieridae. The record is from the annotation of a GenBank genome assembly.